Danaus plexippus (monarch butterfly) is the source of this 857-nucleotide messenger RNA. RefSeq names its product C-signal (gene sni). The transcript is spliced from 5 exons. The record is from RefSeq and is a predicted model, not a curated record. The coding region runs from base 24 to 758 and encodes 244 amino acids. NCBI's taxonomy places the organism in Eukaryota, Metazoa, Arthropoda, Insecta, Lepidoptera, Nymphalidae.
CCGAGGUUUGAGUUUCCACCACAAUGAAAUCGGUACUAAUAACAGGAGCGAACCGCGGACUAGGACUCGGGAUGGUGAAAUUUCUCACUAAAAACACUAAAGUCGAAAAUAUCUUCGCAACAUGUCGCAACGUUUCCGAGGAACUUAAAAAUAUAUCGGAAACAAAUAAAAAUGUUCAUAUUCUUCAUUUAGAGGCGGCAGAUGUGGCAAGUUUCGAUAAUUUAUUUCCCCAAAUUUCUAAAGUCACAGGAGACCAAGGUUUAAAUUUACUCAUAAACAACGCCGGCACGUCUACAAAAUUCACAAAACUGAAUUUAGUAAAACCAGAGCAGUUGUUGAGUAAUCUGACAAUUAAUACUAUUGCUCCGAUUAUACUUACCAAGAGUCUUCUUCCUCUUUUAAAACAAGCAGCUCAAAAUAACAGCGACAAACCAGUCGGGGUGGGCCGCGCUGUGGUCAUCAAUAUGAGCUCUGUGCUAGGUUCCAUUGCACAGAACGACGUCGGCGGAUUUUAUGCUUACCGAUGCUCGAAGGCCGCAUUGAACGCAGCUACGAAAUCAAUGAGCAUUGACCUCAAGAAGGAUCACAUACUCGUCGCUUCGAUGCACCCGGGCUGGGUGAGAACGGACAUGGGCGGGAAAAAGGCACCGCUAGAUGUCGACACUAGUGUCGCUGGCAUGUUCAGUACUAUCCAAAAACUCACAGAGGCGGACAGCGGGAAAUUUCUACAGUACGACGGCUCAGAGUUGCCAUGGUAACACAAAUAAAGCAAACAAAUUCACAAAAUAAACAGAUUAAAAACUAUAAAACUGUAGUGCUAUUUUUGGGUUAAAUAUAUAUUUUUUAUUUCAUAAUAA